This is a messenger RNA of Platichthys flesus (European flounder), 7927 nucleotides long. RefSeq lists its product as uncharacterized. Lineage: Eukaryota; Metazoa; Chordata; Actinopteri; Pleuronectiformes; Pleuronectidae. The record is from RefSeq and is a predicted model, not a curated record. The coding region runs from base 274 to 6738 and encodes 2154 amino acids. Gene Ontology annotation, biological process: positive regulation of calcineurin-NFAT signaling cascade. The transcript has 2 exons. Gene Ontology annotation, cellular component: Z disc.
UCUGAGCUUGCUAUCAGGAGCCUGAACACACCAGUGCAUUUUAAACAUGGAUCUGAGGGCUUGACUCACUUUGGUGAGUUUUCUUUGUUCAAUAACUUCAACAGAAAAACUUUGUUCACCGUGAAAGACAACCGCUAAUUGGGAUUUCUUCAUGCUCUGCAGGUGGUACUGUACUGGAUUUUUCGAUUCUACACUGAGGAUUUGUUUGAUACCCGAGUCUAAAUAAGACCCUCACCCUCAGAAUGAGAGAGAACUAUCACCAAGGAGGUUUACAUGUGCCACGACUUCCCUGACAUCAACCUGAGCUGCAAAACCACCAAAAGACCUACAGAGCUGCAGACCUGCAGCAGAUGUAGAGGAGACAAGACUGGGGAUGCACAAGACAGAAACACACUUGUUGCCAUCAUGAGCUGUGUGGAAAAGCGACAUGUGAGCCAUCGGGGGGGGAGCAUGCUCCACCAUCGCUUCCCCAAUGGCUUCACUGACUUGUUCAUGGAUGAGACGGACCGGGAGGUCAGCACUCUCACUGACCGAGCCUUCCGAAGUCUCUGCGUUGGAGAUGACGCAGUUUAUAAUGAUGAGGUGUUGUAUGGAUUUUCACCUUUCAGCUGCCAUAAACCCUUGGCAGGGGAGCCUCUUAAAAAGACUCAUCAUAAGGAAUCGAAAAAGCACGGGCAAAAGAAAUGUGACAAAAACAAUGCCCAGCCGUGGAAACAGCAGCAGCAAAAGAAUAUGUCCAACAUGACAUCUUUCCUUAAGGCAAUGAGUGCCACAGAGGAAAGCUGUGAGGGGAUGCUAAUCAAAAAUGGAGGUACUAUGGAUUCUAAUGGGGAAUCAUGGGAUAAGUCAGCACUUCGCAGCAUCCAAAAGGAGUUAUCGGAUUUCUCCACGGUUUAUCACCCCAAUCUGAGGGAGGGACAAUACAAGAACCAUCAUCGACAUCACUCUGGUGGUGGUUCAUCCAACAAAACAGGCAAGGAUGCUGCCCUGCCCUCAGGGAAAUCCUCAAAGAUCAAAAACGGGAAAACCACUGUCAAAUUAAAGAAACUUAACAUCAAAAACUUUUUCCUCCACAGUGAGUUAAGCCCUUUCCAGACUUGGAGAGAUUUUAAACACUUCCCCUUUGGCCAAGAGGAGACAGUAACAUCUGUACGUCCCAAAGAUGAUAUCCCUAAAUGGUUCGACUUGCCAUUUUACAAGGAAUUGACAGAUGCACACAGAAAAGAGACUCUGCACACAGUGGAGGCGCAGUCAUGCCAGAAAGCAGCAGUAGAGCCCCCUCCACCCACUGCUCCUAAACCCAUCCCUCCUCCUCUUCCACCAAAGGUCCUGCCAAAGCCCUCAAGUACUCCGGCGGAGAAGAGGUGCUCUUCGGAGGGAGGAGAUGGGAUUACUGCCCCCUGGAGGCGCAACAGGUCAAGGGCAAGAAGUGCAAUUCCGGUCAAUCAGCCAGAAACACCAAGUCAGGAAAAUUAUUCAAAGACAACUGAUGAAACUCUUUUGUUAGUCAAAAAGGAACCUAAAUCUGUGGAGGUUAAAGCUAUAGAGGAGGUCAGCUCUUUGGCCUCUACUCCAUUCAGCAUCUGCCAACUGAUGACUCCUCUCAUUCCCUCCAGACAACCAACGGAAACAUCAGAGAUCCUCUCAGUCUUCUCACCCUCUGCCCUUGACCUUCCACUUAGACCACACUCUGAGGUCAAAGUGACCCCCGAACCUCCAGUCAAGCGGGAGAGCUACAAAUCACUAGCCUCUAGCAUCCUCUUCAACCUCAAGGACAACAGGAAAAGGGUUAAAAGCCGUUACAGCCCGCCUAAAUUCAAAACUAUAGAGUUGCCUGAUGGUGGCAUCCAGUCCCCACAAUCUGAUAAUUAUAAGCAUCCACAAGCCGGCUCUGACGGUAAUGCAUCUGGCUUUAGCACCCCUGCCUUCUUUAGAGGUGGACAGACAGUUUGUAGUCCGAUCUUGGAACCUGACAGCAGCCCAACUGCUGGUCUUACAAACAACGAUACUAACAGGCCUCUCUCAGUUGACUACUUGUUAUCAAAUCUACUGCAAACCAAAAGGGAUGCUGCUAAUGGUGAGGAGAAUCCGAUGUCCCCCUUUACAUGCUCAAAAAAGAAUAGGAGCCCCAUGGGUAAGAAGCAAAACUACCCCUCUCUGAAUUUGUACAAGAAAACCAACCCUGUUGAUAGUGAUAUGAAAUAUGUUCAAGUUCCUGCGAGCAGUGGUGCUCCUGCAAACACAGACCACCUAACUGUGACAGAUGAACUUUCACCACUAAUGCUCAACAAAGUCUCCCCAACAGCACUGCCAAUAAACACAAGGCCUUUACCAAAUACUUUAAAUCUCAGCAAAGAUCUAUCACCCAUAAUUUCACCCCGUGCCAUUGAGAACGAGAGGUUGUCAUCAAACUUAUCGGUAGAGAAAAGAUUCACAAAUUUACCAGACAAAGCUAAUCAGCUGGUGAAAGACAUAAAAGAAAUAGACUCUGGAGUUCAGGCAGCUUUUAAGGAAAAACAGGCUAGUGGCCAAACCACGAGUACAAUGGAUGUGAUCAGAGCAGCGAGGGAAGCAAUCAAUGCAGCGAAAAACAAAGCUCUUUCUGCGACUCAGCCAGAAAGCAUCAAUAAGCCAAUUUCAGACAGAGAAGAAAGGAAAGAGAGUGAAGUAGAUGAGAAGGUUGCUUAUUCAAAGGAAAAUGUUAGCAACAAGAGGGAGGGUUCAUUAUCAGAAAACAACAAUAUUUUCUCUCAAAGUAGAAAUGAAUCAACUGGUACAACACUUGUUGGCAAACAUCUCGUCAAGAAAGAGCCACCGCCAGUUCCAAAGAGAAAUUUUGCCAAAUCUGAUAUUGAAUUUGCAUUUGACAAACAUCAGACAGAUAAUUUUGAAAAACCCAGUAGGUGUAAUUCAGUGAAUGCAAAACUAGAUUUACCAGAGAAAGAAAUUGAAUCUCUCCCAAAAAAAGCAAAGAGCAAACAUGUCUUCUCAGCCAGACAGAACAAUUACAUUAAAAAUCAGAGAUUUGCUGUGACAGAUGAUGAUCAAGGACAGGAAUAUGAGGAACUUGAUCAGAAUGUGAGUAUGAGGUCAGAGAAGGAUGAGAAUGUGACGUCACUAAGACAAACGAGAGACAGCGAGCACAUUAUGAAUGAUCUGCAUGCUCUGAAAGAGCUGCAGAGGGCAAAGCUUGGCGAUCGCAUACUUGAGAACACCAGGAACAAAUUUGGGAUAAUUAACAUUGAUGAGGAGGCCAGGGCGAAGAAUGAUUUGAUCUCAAGGGAGCUUCGUAAUAUAAAGAAGGGCAUGCUAUCUAUGAGAGGGAACACAUCAGCUAAGAAAGAUGUGUUUUCCAAGACAGAGAAGGAACAGAGAAAGCAGGAGGCUUUCACAAAGAAAGUCACUAACGUCAUGGUAAACAAAGCACUUCUAAAUGACAAUUAUGACAAAGCCAAAAUGGCACUUGAGGAGAUAAUUUCAGAGAGGGAGAAAAGAAAGAAUAUAUUUGACGACAAAGACGAUAAUUCAACAUUUGAUGAGAACGCUAGCGAAGAAUGUUAUGUAACAAGGGGACAGAAAUGUAAAAACGCAAUGAAUGAUUCAAUGAUAGAGGGCAAGGAAAGACAAAAUGGCAGCAUUUCUGCAUUAAAUGAGAGAGAUCUAAAGGAGAGGUUAAGCGAUCUGAGAGACCGCAAUCACGUGAGGCAAAUUCUGUCACUAACCGAGCCUAGGCAUGGUGAGACUCACAGACCGGGUGGUAGGAAAGCUCUACCUGUUAUGGAAAAGGCUUUAAAUGGGCUAGACUCACUCCUUAAAGCUAAACAUGGUAUUGAUAAACAAAUUGAUACUCCUAGCUAUGAAUCAGAGGUGGGGAAUUUCAGCCAUGUAGCGAGACAGAUGUCUGAAGACAGUGGUGAAAGUCUGAGUAAUGAAAUCGGAAGCACAAAGUUUGAUGCUCCACCUGUUCCUCCGAGGAGUAAAAAAGGAGGCAUUACUAAGGAAAUAAAUAUUUCAAAUGAUGCAGUAGAUGAGGAUGCCUCGGACGAAGUUGGGAAAUAUGAAAAUGGUGAGGUGUUCUUGGAUGAAAGGAGGAGGACAGGCUCAGGAAAACAAGAAGAAGACAGUGACCAGUUCACAAAAGAAACUCUGCCCAUUCAAAAUGAACAAUUUUCUGAUGAAGACAUGUGGGAUUUGGUAAUUAACGCAAAUUCAAAAUCCAUCAUAGCUCCUCAUGCAGUUGUCUGUGAGCCCAUCUCAUCUUCAAAUUACCUACAAUCUGAAAAUAGCUUGCACUUGUCACCAAAGUUCAAGGGAGAUGAAAACGAGCCAACUGAUUUACAGACAGUGAGGGCCAAAGGGGAAACCACAUUUGAAAACAGCAAUGAAAAGUCACAGGAAGCACGCAAGGUAAAGAGAAAGGCCCCUUUAAGACCAGACCAUCUGCCAAUCACACCAGAUGACAAAGUAACCAGGAAUAAAGUUGCAGAAGAGGAAUCGGACAAAGCAUAUAGACACACUGAGGAAGUAAAUGGAGAUACAGAGGCCGUGUGUAAAACGCCCAGAGACAUAAUAUCACCUUUACUACUGGUGAAUGGUGUUAGUGUCAAUCAGAGCCCACCUGAUCAAGCUAGCUUGUCCUCAAAAUCCUCGUACUUCUCUGCAGACAGUGCACAGCACAGAAACAUUGAGACGGAUUCCAACAUCUACCACUCACUGGAGAACUUGAUGGGAGAGGUUGAGGGAAUGCUGAAUGUUCCACAAAACACGAAACACGAUUUGGACAGGACUGAGAUGGAAUAUUAUUCUUUGAGCGAUCAUGAAAGUGAGUCCGAGGUUAUGAAGCGAGCGAUAGCAGUGCUUCAAAAAGAGGCAGAAGUGCCCGACUACGACAGCAAGGAGAAGUACAAUAUCACAGCAGAUGAAAGUUUAACGCAAGAUGAAAAACCUCCAAUGACGCCAAUAUCACCCCCUAACACAUUCUCACCAACUUUGGCAAUCCCCUCUUUAUUUAAAAUCAAAGACAACACUUUUAAUAUCAAGUCGAAGAAGAAACUACAACCUUGGGUGCUGGGAGGUAGUCUGGGUGGUUCAGAGAGGGGAGAAGAUCAAGCAAAGGAAAACCCAGAGCUCACACUUAUUAAUGUGACCACUACCAGUGAUGCCACCUUACCUCCAGCAGAAACCUUCACACCUAAAGAGAUUGUAACCAACCACUUGCCUCCUCUGCUGCUUUCACCUUCAAAUCUACUGAACGAAAUCCCAAAGAAACCCCAACUUGGACAGUUCCUCACUGUCCAACAGGAGGAGGACAGGUUGUCUGGAGUGAGUCCAUUAUCUGAGGGUGUGGAGAGCGUAACAACCAGCACAGCUGAGAUGGGAAUGAGCGCAGGAGUCCUAGGAGAGCGUGAUGUGUCUAAGGUUCUCAGCGAAGGCUCCGGAUCCACCUACAGUGGAAACGAAAGCCAAACUGGGUUACCCAAACCCCCCAUUGUCUUACCAAAAUCGAACAAGGCUGUUCUCAAAGCCAUUAAGCUGACGAAUAGAAGAAUCAAGAAGGAGGAAGCCCGGAAGUCCCCCAACAAGUCAUCUCAAAGCAGCAGCAAGCACAGAGCAGACAGACAAAAGGCUGACAAGUCUGAGCAAAAAAGUGGCAGCAGCAGUAAGAAUAGCAAGAGCAUCGAGAGAAAGCCCCACCAUCAGAGUGAGGAUCACCCUGGUAGAGCAAACAUUGAAGGAAGUGAGCAACUACUCCAUGAAGACAGUGCCCACAGAAGCGAAGACCACCAUCCAGACAGAGCACAGAUGAACCACAAUACUACGAGACGGGGCAACAAGUCACCGGACAGCCACAAGCAGGGCAAAGAAGCACUACCCAGUGCUGCAACCGAAAGGCCAGGCCGCAGCAGCGACAGACACAUUCGAGACAAGUCCAAAAGACAUUACAGCACUGAUAGGGUCAUCAGUAACGUACCUGUGUACAAAGCUCAAGUCAGCCCCAUGUCGGACAGGCCCUUCCAACGGUCGCAGAGCAUUGAUAGAUACUUGGGAGACAAAGUGGAACGCCGGCUUAGCGCCGAUUUGUCAGCGAACGAGAGGUUUGAUCCACGGACGCAGCGCAUUGAGAAAUCCAUCGUGGACGGGAUCCAGCAGAGAGGCCGAGCCAGAGACAAGGCGAGCAGAGACAACCCGUCGAGGAGGAGUCAGAGCAUUGAUGCGUACAGCACUGAAGCAUCUCACCCUCCAACUCUGUCUCGCCAGUCGAGCUACAACAGCCAGUUUUCACGCCAGUCCAGCAUUGAGCACGCCAUCGUCGCACAGUCUUUUCCCAUGACCCAACGCAAGCUCCUCCAGGAUCCAGAAUCGGGGCAGUAUUUCUUCGUCGACAUGCCCAUACAAGUCAAGACAAAAACCUUCUUUGAUCCCGAAACAGGAAGCUACGUGCAGCUGCCAGUCCAGCCACCAGAGGGAGUUAUUCCCCAGCCUUCCCCCAUGGAGGUCUUGACCCCCCCAAUGGUUGUGUACCACAGCUUUGUGCCAGUGCCUCUGUCCCCCAUGGCUCAGCAAGCUAUCAUUCAAACUGCUGCUGUAGAGCCGGAGGAGUUUGAGCAGAGACGCCUAGAAAGGUCAAGGCAAAUGCACUGUAUGGAGGGACAUCAGUAUUUAGAGCCUGUCUAUGGUCAACAUGACCACAUGUUAGGGGAGUUCAUGGGCACAGAGGAGCUGGACUGUCCAAGCUGAUAAAACAUGAAGAUCCAAAGGAAAAAUCCACCCUCCUCAUAUGCUGUUUUCUCUCAUCAGAUUGUUGUGUUCAUUGCAUCCCAGGAAUUAUUUUGUAAACUUUUACUCGAGCUCUUGAGAUUUGACGGUUAAAUAUUAAAUGUGAUGAACCCCCUGUAUUUUCUAAGAUUCAUAAUAUGCUGUUUGUCUACGAUUGAGUAGAAUGGCCAUAUUGAGGAAAAACUAUUUCGAGAAUAAAGUUUUUAUAUUGUGAGAACGAAGUUGAAACUGAGAAAAAAUGUUUAAUGUAACAAGAAGAACGUUUUGCUUUAGCUAGACAAAAAGUCAUAAUAUUUUGAGAAUAAAGAAGGUUGGACACAACCAGCAAGGAAAAGACUUUAAUUCUUGUAAAAUUAAAUUAAAAUUCUCAUAUUAUUAUGACCCUAUACACUCUUAAUAAAGCUGUGUGGGCUUUGUGAAGUUCAAUCGAUAUUUAUACUGAGGAUUUAUUUUUGACUUAACUGUUAGCUGAGAACAAUUUAUCAAUUUUUGGGUGAAUGAUGACUUUCUGUUGAAUCCUAUCGUCUGAGUAUGAGUUUAAGGAUUUGUGAAAGACAAUGUGCAAUUUUCGAGACAGAUGAUGGACAUGGAUAAUCCAUGUACAUAAUGUAUUUAAGUGUAAACAGAAAGGGAAAGCUUGAAUGUAAAUGUGGAAUAUUUAUUGUAAAUGCUGAGUUUGUUAUAUUUAACUACAGUGGUGUUUUGAUCUGUACGACUUUUCAGGUAUUUUGCUGUCUUUUUUGUUUUAUUACCUGCAAAGGUUGUUGCUUGAGCUUCUUUUUCCACCAGACAGUUUCCAGUCACUCGAGUUAGAGAUAUCUGAAAUAAAGAUUAUUGUUUAAAAAAAUCUAAACUUUAAUUUGUUACUGAUUUUAACUGAUUGUUUUCACGCAACUAAAUGUUCAGAUUCUUUGCAUGCUGAAGUUUAAAUUGCCGUGGAAGAUGUCUGAUACAACACAGAGUUUCGUUGAUACCAUGUAAAUGCUUGAAUUGGCGUUAUUGAAAUCAAUAAUUUUUUUUUAAUAAGCAGAGGAUAUGAAGGAGAAUUGGUUUUGCGAGUUUGUUGCAUUGGCAUUUUUCUAAAUUAGAAAAAAGCAGGGCUGUAUUGUGUCUGUGAUCCAUUCCAAUAAAAAACAACUGUUUUUACAGA